This is a messenger RNA of Brassicogethes aeneus, 1224 nucleotides long. Lineage: Eukaryota; Metazoa; Arthropoda; Insecta; Coleoptera; Nitidulidae. The record is from the annotation of a GenBank genome assembly.
AUGGUCGUCAUUACAGCGGAAGAAAAGUCUAAACUUGAUAACCAAGCGUUAAAUAAUUUUCAGGAGUAUUUAGGAAUACCAUCUGUACAUCCAAAUAUUGACUAUGAACCUUGUGUUAAAUUUUUGAAAGUACAAGCAAAGUACUUGGGCUUGCCUGUUAAAGUUGUCCAAAUAACGGAAAGUAAACCACUGGUUGUGGUGACAUGGUUGGGAACAAAUCCACUACUACCAUCAAUUGCCUUAAGUAGUCAUAUGGAUGUUGUUCCUGUGUAUGAAGAAAAAUGGACUCAAAAACCAUUUGGAGCGAAUAUAGUUGAUGGUAAAGUAUACGCCAGAGGGGCACAAGACAUGAAAUGUGUCGCCAUUCAGUAUUUUGAAGCUAUCAGGAGAAUGAAAUUAAAAAACAUUAAACUCCUAAGAACGCUAAAUCUUAUUUUCACUCCAGACGAGGAAAUAGGAGGUGUAGAUGGAAUGAAAAAAUUCGUUCAAACCCAAGAAUUUAAAAAUUUAAACGUUGGAUUCGCAUUGGAUGAGGGCAUGGCCAGCGAAAACGACGAUUUUGAUGUUUUUUAUGGGGAAAGAUGUAUUUGGCAAAUGCAGAUACACUGUCCAGGUACCCCAGGUCAUGGGUCACUAUUACUGGACAAUACGGCCGGAGAAAAAGUUUCCCAUGUUCUCAAUAAAAUUUUCGAGUUCAGACUACAAGAAAAACUUAAAUUAGAGAACAAUCCCGAUUUUACCAUUGGCGAUGUAACAACAAUCAACCUGACAAAACUGCAGGGUGGCGUCCAAAACAACGUAGUUCCGCCAGAGUUAACUUUCACAAUAGACUGCAGAAUUCCUGUGACAGUUGAUGUGGUCCAAUGGGAAGCCACUGUGAACCAGUGGUGUCGAGAGGCGGGUUCAGAUGUUUUUAUGGAAUUUUGCCAAAAACAGCCGCAAAUAGCGCCUACUAGGAUCGACGCUUCUAAUCCCUAUUGGGUGGCGUUUAAACAGGCUGCGAGCAAAAUUGGGGUGAAAUUGAGGACGAAAAUAUUCCCCGGAGGUACUGAUAGCAAACACUUGAGAGGGAUUGGGAUACCAGUUUUGGGAUUUUCGCCCAUAAAUAACACCCCCAUUUUGCUACAUGACAAUGAUGAGUUCCUGGGGGUCAAUACAUUCCUAAAAGGGAUCGACAUUUACAUGGAGUUAAUUGGUGCUGUUGCAAAUGUACCUGAAAAAUAA